Myxozyma melibiosi is the source of this 851-nucleotide messenger RNA. Its product is annotated as transcription factor subunit Med10 of mediator complex-domain-containing protein. Gene Ontology annotation, molecular function: transcription coregulator activity. Gene Ontology annotation, cellular component: mediator complex. The transcript has a single exon. Lineage: Eukaryota; Fungi; Ascomycota; Lipomycetes; Lipomycetales; Lipomycetaceae. Gene Ontology annotation, biological process: positive regulation of transcription by RNA polymerase II. The record is from RefSeq and is a predicted model, not a curated record. The coding region runs from base 172 to 690 and encodes 172 amino acids.
GGGUUUGUUUACAUAUGUUCCAAUCACAAACCUUAUUUUGGUUGCUACAACAACAGAUAUAAUUUAUUCACGUGACUGUAUUCUCUGGGGCUUAAACAUUUCCGUGACUCAAAAUCUAUCCGCAGGAUAAUUUAGAUUUUGUAUGGCCUGCAACCCAUCCUGGCUCUGAUUAUGUCUGCGGUCGAUCUUGUAACAACCCCCGAACUUCAGGAGCUGGAGGACAGACUUCGUCAGAUUAUCGAGACAAUUCUUGAGCUUGCGAUCGGAAUCUACGACUACGAAUCAGUUUCGCACAGCAAGGAUGCGGUGAUAGCUCGCGUGAACUUGUUAACCGCGCAGCUCUCUACUCUUGACGAGGCCUCGAAGCGGACAAUAUCAGAUGUGCUUGUACCUCGGGAGAUUAUUCAGUACAUAGAAGACGGCAGGAAUCCACGGGUUUAUACCAGAGAAUUCGUCGAGCUGCUGGUCAAGCAGAACCAGUUUGUGAAUGGCAAGAUGCACGCUAUGAGAGACUUCAGGGAUGAAUUGGCCGAACAGAUAAAGCAGACCUAUCCAGAACUGUCAAAGGAAGUUGACCUUACUUUGCAAAAUACCGGACCUAGUUUCCCCAAGGCGCCAACAUCACCGACCGAAGCGGGAGCGAACCCGGAGUCGGCGGCGGCUAAUGGAACGGACGGGCCAAAAACCUGAAUCAUGUGUGUUAUGAUAUUGUUUGUGGGUCAUUUGUGCUCAGAUGAUAGAAAAGUUGGUGUCGCUACUAUUUGUAUCAAUUUAGGUGUUUGGAGUUUUGUUGCACUUUGCUUUUGUCGACUUCUCAUAUAGAAAUGAAUUUAAAAAAUAUUGAUAUAAAU